This is a messenger RNA of Nicotiana tabacum (common tobacco), 947 nucleotides long. RefSeq lists its product as uncharacterized. Lineage: Eukaryota; Viridiplantae; Streptophyta; Magnoliopsida; Solanales; Solanaceae. The record is from RefSeq and is a predicted model, not a curated record.
CUUCCUCACCCCCCCCCCCCCCUUCUUUAACUUUUUUUGCCCCACUUUUUCCCUGUUCUCUCACUAUAUUCAUCAACUCAUAUUGAAGUAUGUCCUUACAAUCUCAUCUAGAGAAUUCGGUUGUCUCUGCAGAUACUGAUCAAACUCUAUUUCCAGAAAACGAACAACAUGUCAAGAACUCUCCGGAGACCUUCCUUGAUCUACCACCGGAAUCAUUUUGGAUCCCAAAAGACUCCGAACAAGAUUGGUUUGAUGAAAAUGCAACCAUACAACGUAUGACCUCAAUGAAACUUGGUUUUUUUGGCAAAGCAAAUCACCAUUCCAAAUCUUUCUCUCAUCGUUCUUUCGCUUCGUUGAAUCAUCAUCAAAAACCAAAAUCAACAUCUCUUUUUGCUCUUCCCAAAGCCCAAAAAACUAGCUCAACCGAAGGAAAUCUCAAGCAGAAAAAGGUGCCGAAAAGUUUAUUCAGAAGCCGGUCUGAACCGGGUAACAAAGGGAUUAGGAAUGUGCGUGAACCGGGUUCACCUAAGGUUUCUUGUAUCGGGAGGGUUAGGUCAAAGAAAGACAGAGGUAUAAGAACCGGGUUCUGGAAAAAGUUACGGAAUAUUCUGAAGAUUCGGCCGAAAGCAAAAAGUGUGGCUAAUGUUGAAACUGUUAAACCGGCCGGUUCAGUUGGCGUGAAGCGGUUAGAGACUAGUGGCCGGUCAGAGUCAUAGAGCGGCAAUGAUAAUAUGGGCUUAUUGGGCUUUACACGUAUGCUUAGUGGGCCCACAUUUUGUUUCGUUAGGCCGUGAUUUGAGGCCUGUAUGGCCCACUACAAGUAUAAACAAACAGCUAUACGAUUCCACCAUUUGAUAUUUCAUUCUUUAAAUUUUGUGAAAAUAUAUAUAUUCAAAUUCAAGUUGUUGUGCACGUUGAAUUUAGUAUUAUUUUGAGAUACAGAGUAA